AUGUUAAGAAUGCACUUAGUAUCUUUGUUUAUUCUUUUCUACCUUCCGUUCAUCAUAAAAUGUUUUGCUACUAAUUCUUAUAACAAGAAUGCCGUACAUGAUUGUUCUAGUCUUUUUUGCUCGUAUGAUAAACUAACAAAUAUAUACGAAAAUUCCAAAUUUAUCUUAGCAGAAUUAGAAAAUAUACUAUAUGAUGUGAGGGACGAAAGAAACUUAAAUAAGUCAGAACAUGAGUACAAUAAAAAAUUAGACCUUGAAAUUAAAUUUUCUACCAAUGAGGAUUAUGAGGAUUUGUCACAUAUAUCCUCAGAUAAAGAAUAUGAAAAUGAAAGUAGAUAUAGGGAACCUGUUCCUUAUAUAACUAUUAGUAGAAUGGAUGAAGAUGAUUUUGAAAAUUCCGUAUUAAAUGAUUAUGCUAGUAACUCGGAAAAUGCAGUGAAUAGACCCUUAACAAACGAAGAGGAAAUGGAUAUUGUUUUCUCGAGAAUACGAGAACUUGAAGAGCAACAAAAACGUUUUAAGGAGGAAAAUAGAAAAUACAAUUUGAAAAGGUAUUUAAGGUAA
Molecule: messenger RNA, 564 nt
Organism: Plasmodium malariae
Lineage: Eukaryota; Apicomplexa; Aconoidasida; Haemosporida; Plasmodiidae
Product: conserved Plasmodium protein, unknown function
Exons: 6
Coding region: 1-564 (187 amino acids)
Source: RefSeq, a predicted model, not a curated record